Molecule: messenger RNA, 1011 nt
Organism: Amborella trichopoda
Lineage: Eukaryota; Viridiplantae; Streptophyta; Magnoliopsida; Amborellales; Amborellaceae
Biological process (GO): translation
Cellular component (GO): ribosome
Molecular function (GO): mRNA binding; structural constituent of ribosome
Source: RefSeq, a predicted model, not a curated record
GAAAUUUUCCCCAUUUCAUUCUCCAUCAAAACACAAAACACCACACUCCGACUAAAACCGGAAAACCCAAUGCAGUCAACCCUUCCUCGCUCGAAGGCUAGGGGCCCCGAGCCACCACGUCUGUUAACUGUAACUCCUAAGCUAUGAGAUGAGGUACUUUCGCUCCAUCUCAUCUCCAUUAUUUUCAUCUGCACAACCCCAUCGCAGAACCUCUGCAACUCCCCUCUUAACUCGACAAUGCUCCUCUUCUUCUCCUUCGCCUCGUCCCCAACCUCCACCUCCUUUCUUUUCUCAAGAAUCAGUAUUGGAAAGAGCUCGUAGCCUUCCAAACCCUAAUUCAUAUUGUAACCUCUCUCAUCGCCAUUACUGUUCCAGCACCCAACCGAGCGCUAGGGUUUCAGAGAUCGUGAAUGACAUCUCUGGUUUGACUCUGAUGGAGGUUGCAGACUUAGCAGAGGUUUUGCGCCAGAGGUUCGACAUAAGUGAGAUGCCUAUCAUGACUGUUAUGAUGCCUGGAAUGGGAAUGAGCAUGGGCAGAGGGGCUUCUAAGGCUGGAGCGUCUGAAAAAAGUGAAGAGAAGGUGGAGAAAACUGUGUUUGAUUUGAAGCUUGAGGGCUUUGACGCUGCUUCGAAGAUUAAGAUCAUCAAAGAGGUGAGGACUUUCACUGAUUUGGGGCUCAAAGAAGCUAAGGAUUUGGUUGAGAAGACGCCCACUGUGUUGAAGAAGGGGGUUCUUAAAGAAGAGGCAGAGAAGAUUAUUGAGAAGAUGAAAGGUGUUGGUGCUAAAGUUGUGAUGGAAUGAUCAGUUGAGUGGCCCAAGGUUUGGCUUUUAUUUUGUUUGCUAAAAUGCUUGGGAGACCCAUUUUUCGGACCAUUUCUCUCUCUGUGUGGGGAUAUUAAAAGAUUUUGAGAAACAGUGUAUCUUUCUUUGCCUGUUAGAUCCGUUUGCAACAUAUUGUACUUGCAAUUGUGGUUUUAGUUAUUUUCUCUUAAUAAUCUGAGUUUAUAUGA